Messenger RNA from Phascolarctos cinereus (koala), 7842 nucleotides. RefSeq names its product otoferlin (gene OTOF). The record is from RefSeq and is a predicted model, not a curated record. Gene Ontology annotation, cellular component: synaptic vesicle membrane; presynaptic active zone membrane. Gene Ontology annotation, molecular function: calcium ion binding; AP-2 adaptor complex binding. Lineage: Eukaryota; Metazoa; Chordata; Mammalia; Diprotodontia; Phascolarctidae. Gene Ontology annotation, biological process: plasma membrane organization; synaptic vesicle priming.
AAAAAUUCAUUCACAGACUCUGUGCUAGCUGCACGGUCCUCCCAUGCAUGCAUGCGUGCACACAUGACACUUGCAUACACACACACACAGAGCACACUCUUGGAAUGGUAGCUCUGGAUUGACAACUCUGAGCUGGAGAGGGGGAGGAGGCUUCUCUGCUGAUGAGUAGCACUGAAGAACAGCAGCUCCUGUUUCCUGGGUCUCUGUGGGCAGCAUCGAGGGUGAAGGAGGAGGAGGCAGAGGGAAGAAGCAGAGUGUGAGAGGCAGGCGGGCUGCAUCGCAUCAACAGCCCCUCAGUGGCACUGGCCCAUUACCUGCCCACCCUAGACGUGACCCUGACUGUCCAGUAUGGCUCUCAUAGUUCAUCUGAAGACCAUCACAGAGCUGAAAGGCAAGGGCGACCGCAUCGCCAAAGUGACUUUCCGAGGACACUCCUUCUACUCAAGAGUGCUGGAGAACUGUGAGGAUGAAGCUGAAUUUGAUGAGACCUUCCGAUGGCCAGUUGGCAGUAACAUCGAUGGCAGUGAGAUGCUAGAGAUCCAAGUAUUCAACUACAGCAAAGUCUUCAGCAAUAAGAUCAUUGGGACCUUCCGCAUGGUACUGCAGCAGGUGGUAGAGGAGGGCUACCUAGAAGUGACGGAUACUCUGAUAGAUGACAACAAUGCCACCAUCAAGACCAGCAUAUGUGUGGAGGUCCAGUACCAGGCAGCUGAUGGGACCGUGGGCUCCUGGAAUGAAGGCGAAUUCCUUGGGAAUGACUCUCUACAAGGGGAAGAGAAGGCCAGCCAGGAGACAGAUGGUCUGCUCCCAGGUUCCCACCGCGGUUCCCGUCAGCCUGGGGAGAAGAGUUUUAGGAGAGCUGGAAGGAGUGUGUUCUCUGCCAUGAAACUUGGCAAGAGUCGACCCCACAAGGAAGAGCAACAGAGACAAGAUGAGCCAGCUGUACUUGAGAUGGAGGACCUUGACCGCCUGGCCAUUCACCUUGGGGAUGGCCUGGACCCAGACUCUAUUUCCUUGGCCUCUGUCACUGCACUUACUACCAAUGUCUCCAAUAAGAGGUCCAAGCCUGACAUCAAGAUGGAGCCGAGUGCUGGACGGCCCAUGGAUUACCAGGUCAGCAUCACAGUCAUCGAAGCUCGUCAGCUUGUGGGGCUGAACAUGGACCCUGUAGUAUGUGUGGAGGUGGGAGAUGACAAGAAGUACACCUCCAUGAAGGAGUCAACCAACUGCCCCUAUUACAAUGAGUACUUUGUCUUCGACUUCCACGUCUCUCCUGAUGUCAUGUUCGACAAGAUCAUCAAGAUCUCGGUGAUUCACUCCAAGAACCUCCUACGCAGUGGAACCCUCGUGGGGUCUUUCAAGCUGGACGUGGGAACUGUUUACUUGCAGCCGGAACACCAGUUCCAUCACAAGUGGGCUAUCCUGUCAGACCCAGAUGACAUCUCAGCUGGGCUGAAGGGCUAUGUCAAGUGUGACAUUGCUGUGGUGGGCAAGGGAGACAACAUCAAGACCCCCCACAAGGCCAAUGAAACCGAAGAGGAUGACAUUGAGGGGAACUUACUGCUCCCCGAUGGGGUGCCCGCCGAGCGCCAGUGGGCCCGUUUCUAUGUGAAGAUAUACCGGGCAGAGGGGCUGCCCCGCAUGAACACGAGCCUCAUGGCCAACGUGAAAAAGGCAUUCAUCGGUGAAAAUAAGGACCUCGUCGACCCCUACGUCCAAGUCUUCUUUGCUGGCCAAAAGGGUAAGACAUCUGUGCAGAAGAGCAGUUAUGAGCCCUUGUGGAAUGAACAAAUCAUCUUCACAGACCUGUUCCCCCCACUCUGCAAACGCAUGAAGGUGCAGAUCCGGGACUCAGACAAGGUCAAUGAUGUAGCCAUUGGAACCCAUUUCAUUGACCUGAGAAAGAUUUCCAAUGACGGAGACAAAGGCUUCCUGCCCACUCUGGGCCCAGCCUGGGUGAAUAUGUAUGGUUCCACUCGAAACUACACCCUGCUAGAUGAGCACCAGGACCUGAAUGAGGGGCUGGGUGAAGGUGUGUCCUUCCGAGCCCGCCUGAUGCUGGGUCUAGCUGUGGAAAUACUGGACACCUCCAACCCUGAGCUCACCAGCUCGACUGAGGUGCAGGUGGAACAAGCCACGCCGGUUGCUGAUAGCUGCACAGGGAAAAUGGAAGAAUUCUUUCUCUUUGGGGCUUUCCUGGAGGCCUCCAUGAUCGACCGGAAGAAUGGAGACAAGCCUAUCACCUUUGAAGUCACCAUAGGGAACUAUGGCAACCAGGUAGAUGGGAUGUCUCGACCACAACGUCCAAGGAAGAAGGAGAGUGGGGAUGAGGAAGAAGUGGACCUGAUCCAAAACUCCAGUGAUGAUGAAGGAGACGAGGGUGGAGAUCUGGUGUCCGUCUCCUCCUCACCUCCAAUGCGGCCCCAAAUCACAGACAGAAACUAUUUCCAUCUGCCCUACUUGGACCGCAAGCCCUGUAUCUACAUCAAGAGCUGGUGGCAGGACCAGCGUCGCCGCCUCUACAAUGCCAAUAUCAUGGACCGUAUUGCAGACAAGCUGGAGGAGGGUCUGAAUGACGUACAAGAGAUGAUCAAGACAGAGAAGUCUUACCCAGAGCGUCGUCUCCGAGGUGUUCUGGAAGAGCUCAGCUGUGGCUGCUAUCGAUUUCUCUCACUUGCUGACAAGGACCAGAGCCAAUUAUCUCGGACAAGGCUUGACAGGGAGAGACUCAAGUCCUGCAUGAGGGAGCUGGAGAGCAUGGGGCAGCAGGCAAAGGCGCUGAGGGCUCAGGUGAAGAGGCACACUGUGCGGGACAAGUUGAAGCUGGUACAGAACUUCCUCCAGAAGCUUCGAUUUCUGUCAGAUGAGCCCCAACACAGCAUCCCGGACGUCUUCAUCUGGAUGAUGAGCAGUAACAAGCGAAUUGCCUACGCUCGGGUGCCCUCCAAAGACGUGCUGUUCUCUAUUGUGGAGGAGGAAGCUGGGAAGGACUGCGCCAAAGUCAAGACCCUAUUCCUCAAGCUGCCAGGAAAGAGAGGCUUUGGCUCAGCUGGCUGGACAGUACAGGCCAAGCUGGAGCUAUACCUGUGGCUGGGUCUCACCAAGCAGCGGAAAGACUUCCUGUGUGGCCUGCCCUGUGGCUUUGAGGAGGUCAAGGCAGCCCAGGGCCUGGGCCUACAAUCCUUCCCCCCCAUCAGUCUCUGCUAUACCAAGAAGCAGGAAUUCCAGCUCAGGGCCCACAUGUAUCAGGCUCGAAGCCUCUUUGCUGCGGAUAGCAGUGGCCUCUCAGACCCCUUCGCCAGAGUCUUCUUCAUCACCCAGAGUCAGUGCACAGAGGUUUUAAAUGAGACUCUGUGCCCAACCUGGGACCAGAUGUUGGUAUUUGACAACCUGGAGCUAUAUGGAGAGGCCCAUGAGCUGCGAGAUGACCCCCCCAUCAUUGUCAUUGAAAUAUAUGACCAGGACACUAUGGGGAAGGCGGACUUCAUGGGCCGGACCUUUGCCAAGCCAGUAGUGAAGAUGGCAGAUGAGGAUUACUGCCCACCCCGAUUCCCUCCCCAGCUUGAGUAUUACCAGAUCUACCGAGGCAAUGCCACAGCUGGGGACCUGCUGGCUGCCUUUGAACUGCUGCAGAUUGGACCAGCAGGGAAGGCUGACCUACCUCCCAUUAAUGGCCCUGUGGACACGGAUCGAGGCCCCAUCAUGCCUGUGCCCCUCGGCAUUCGGCCUGUGCUCAGCAAAUACCGCAUUGAGGUGCUCUUCUGGGGUCUCCGGGACCUGAAACGAGUGAAUCUGGCCCAGGUGGACCGGCCUCGAGUGGAUAUUGAAUGUGCAGGCCGAGGGGUGCAGUCAUCUUUGAUCCACAACUAUAAGAAGAACCCCAAUUUCAACACCCUUGUCAAGUGGUUUGAAGUAGACCUUCCAGAGAAUGAGCUGCUGCACCCUCCACUUAAUAUCAGGGUAGUAGACUGUCGAGCUUUUGGCCGAUACACCCUAGUGGGCUCUCAUGCUGUCAGCUCCCUUCGUCGGUUCAUCUAUAGGCCCCCUGAUCGCUUUUCCCCCAACUGGAACACCACAGUUGGGCUGUACAGGGGGGGCCGGGUGCUGUCCAACGGGGGUCCCUGCUACCAUCCUACAGGGGAGAUUGUGAUCAACAUGGAACCCGAAGCUCCGGUCAAGAAACUGGAGACCAUGGUGAAGCUAGAUGCGAGCUCUGAUGCUGUCGUCAAGGUGGACGUGACAGAGGAGGAGAAGGACAAGAAGAAGAAGAAGAAGAAAGGAACCACAGAGGAGCCAGAGGAGGAGGAGCCAGAUGAAAGCAUGUUGGACUGGUGGUCUAAAUAUUUUGCAUCUAUUGACACCAUGAAAGAGCAACUUAAACAUCAAGAGGCAGCAGCAGUUGACCCUGAGGACAAGGAGGAGAUGGACACCACUGAGGGCCCAAAAGGACACAUGAAAGCCAAGGAGAAGGCAAAGGGAGCCAAGGAAGAGAAGAAGAAGAAAGUUCAGAACCAAGGACAGGGUCAGGGUUCUGAUGUCCCAGAGAAAAAGAAGCCCAAGAUAGAUGAACUCAAGGUUACCCCCAAGGAGCUGGAAUCAGAGUUUGACAACUUUGAGGACUGGCUGCACACUUUCAACCUGCUUCGAGGCAAGAUUGGCGAUGAUGAGGACAGCUCCACAGAGGAGGAGCGCAUAGUGGGCAGGUUCAAGGGCUCUCUCUGUGUAUACAAGGUGCCUCUCCCAGAGGACAUAUCCCGGGAAGCUGGUUAUGACCCCACCUAUGGCAUGUUCCAGGGCAUUCCAAGCAAUGACCCCAUCAAUGUCCUUGUCCGGGUUUAUGUGGUUCGAGCCACAGACCUGCACCCUGCUGACAUCAAUGGCAAAGCUGACCCCUAUAUUGCCAUCCGUCUGGGGAAGACAGACAUCCGGGAUAAAGAGAACUAUAUCUCCAAGCAGCUUAAUCCCGUCUUUGGAAAGUCCUUUGACAUUGAAGCCUCUUUCCCCAUGGAGUCCAUGUUGACUGUGGCUGUGUAUGAUUGGGAUCUGGUUGGCACCGAUGACCUCAUUGGAGAGACCAAGAUCGACUUGGAGAAUCGAUACUACAGCAAGCACCGGGCCACUUGUGGCAUUGCCCAGACCUAUUCCAUACAUGGCUACAAUAUUUGGCGGGAUCCCAUGAAGCCAUCACAGAUCCUAUCUCAGCUCUGCAAGGAAGGAAAAGUAGAUGGGCCUCACUUUGGGCCUCCUGGGCGUGUCAAGGUGGCCAACCGUGUCUUUACUGGCCCUUCUGAAAUUGAGGAUGAAAAUGGUCAGAGGAAGACCAGUGAUGAGCAUGUGGCAUUGGCUGCCUUACGACACUGGGAGGACAUCCCCCGGGUAGGCUGUCCUCUGGUACCUGAACACGUGGAGACCCGACCUCUGCUCAACCCUGACAAGCCAGGCAUUGAGCAGGGACGUCUGGAGCUGUGGGUGGAUAUGUUCCCCAUGGAUAUGCCUGCUCCUGGGACACCUUUGGACAUCUCACCCCGAAAGCCCAAGAAGUAUGAGCUGCGAGUCAUUGUAUGGAACACAGAUGAAGUGGUGCUAGAGGAUGAUGACUUUUUUACAGGGGAAAAAUCCAGUGACAUCUUCGUGCGGGGGUGGCUGAAGGGGCAGCAAGAAGACAAACAAGAUACUGAUGUUCACUAUCAUUCCCUGACUGGCGAGGGGAACUUUAACUGGCGCUACCUGUUCCCCUUCGACUACCUGGCAGCCGAGGAGAAGAUCGUCAUCUCCAAGAAGGAGUCCAUGUUCUCUUGGGAUGAGACAGAGUACAAGAUCCCUGCUCGGCUCACCUUGCAGAUCUGGGACGCAGACCACUUCUCUGCUGAUGACUUCUUGGGUGCCAUUGAGCUGGACCUGAACAGGUUCCCCCGAGGCGCCAAGACGGCCAAGCAGUGCUCCAUGGAGAUGGCCACUGGGGAGGUGGAGGUACCCUUGGUCUCCAUCUUCAAACAGAAGCGUGUCAAAGGCUGGUGGCCCUUGUUGGCCCGGAAUGAGAAUGAUGAGUUUGAGCUUACGGGAAAAGUGGAGGCAGAGUUGCAUCUAUUAACUGCUGAGGAGGCGGAGAAGAACCCUGUGGGCUUAGCACGAAAUGAACCAGACCCUUUGGAGAAACCUAACCGGCCGGACACCAGCUUCAUCUGGUUUUUAAAUCCUCUCAAGUCUGCUCGUUACUUCCUGUGGCACACGUAUCGUUGGUUUCUGCUGAAGAUCCUGCUGCUGGUGCUUCUUCUCCUCCUCAUUGGCCUCUUUCUCUACUCUGUGCCUGGCUACCUGGUCAAGAAGAUCAUUGGUGCCUAAGCGUGCUUUAGUCCUCAAUGGUCUGGUACUUCUCCCCUUUGCUGCCUUCUCCAAGGACUCCACUGCUGAAAAAAGCAACCCUCCUUUCCUUUUCUUCCUCUCUUCCCUUUUUUUCCCUUCCCUUAUCUUUCCUUUCCUUGUGGGAAGAGGGAGAAUUCUCCAAAGAAAUUGUAAACACAAUCUUUAUCAGCAGAUUGGAACACAAAAGGGGAAAAGGGCUACCCCAGGGACAGCUAGCAAAUCCCAAAUAGAACCUAAGAACCCACGCUCCCAGCCUAGAAUUUACUCCCUCUGUGAUAGGUUCAGUGAAAUUCAAUCUAAACAUUUGUUGUUUCUUCCAUUUUUAACUUCAAAAAACUUCAACUCAGAUUUAUUAAGUGCCUGUUAUGUACAAAGCACUUGAAUUACAAAAAUAAAACUGUCCUGCCCUGAAGAAGCUUACAGUUUACUAUAUACAACAAGCACACAGAUACGUAAAUACAAAGUAAUUUCAAGAGUGGGGAAGCAUCAACAACUGGGGAGACCGGGAGAGGUUUCAUACAGCUCAUAGCACCAGAACUGGGCUUUGAAGGAAGCCAGGGGUUUUACAAGGCAGAGGUAAAGAGGGAGUGCAUUCCAGACUUGUGAGACCAGAGGUGGGAGGUAGGAAAUAUAAUGUCUUGUGCGGCUUGCUAGGUGCUGGCAGUACAAAAGUGAAAAACCAAGUGGUCCCUCCCUAGGAGAAUGACGUGAACACAGAUAAUCAUACAAAUUAGAAUGUAAACUUACUAGCUGUGUGACCCUGGGCAAGUCACUUAACCCCAUUGCCUAGACCAAAAAACAAACAAAAAACCAAACAGAUUAGAAUGUAAUUCAGUGCAUAGAAGGAGUCAGGCAUCAGAAGACUAAGGAGGGAGGGAGGGAAUAAUUUCUAGUUUAUGGAGUAUCAAUUGAUUCAUGACUUUGAGGAUGAAAAAGUUUUCAUCCAAUGAUGUGGAGGAACAUGCAGGGUAGCCUACAGGGGCAGGAGAGGGCAGGCCAGGUUUGGAUAAUGUCAGGUAGUACCAUCUGGAGUAAUAAAAACAAUAACUUGAAUUUAUAGCAAGCUUUAGGAUAUGGGCAGCACUUUGCAUACGUUAUCUAAUUUGGGCUUUGCAACAACCUUCUGAGAUAAGUGCUAUCAUUACAAGCUGUUUAGACAAAAAGACUUAGUGCCUUUCAAAGCCACAGCCAUACAACUAAGAAAUGUCUGAAGCAAGACUCGAACCUGUAUCUUCCUGCCUCCAGGUCCAGUGUUUCCAACACUACCGCACACAGUCUCUUGACAGAUGCAGCGCCCAAUGGCCAAAUUACAAGAGCAGCUGGUUGGGUAGGCACGCAUUGGUUACUCUGUUAAACAUCCCAACUCAAAUCUUUUUCCUCUCCCCAGCCGGCCAGAUACUGCCUUUGUCUGGUUCCUCAACCCUCUGAAGUCCAUCAAGUACCUCAUUUGCACCCGAUACAAGUGGCUCAUUAUCAAGA